GGGCUGACAUUUCUGCUGAGCGAGCACUUCACACCCUAUAUACCCUGUUUAAUCUUUACUGUUUAGGACUUGGCAGUGUCUCCCCCCCUUCUUCGUCUUCUUCCUCCUCGUCACGUUCAGUAGGGUGUGAAGAUCACAAACCGCCAAAAUGUCUGAGGGAAAGAAAAUGACGUCCAGCCGCAGGCAUCAUCUGAAGAGUUUGAUGCUGCAGAUCGCUGCCAGCUGGAUCGAGCAGGAGAAGAAGGACAUUGAGGCGGCGAAGGAGGCCUACAUGGCCGAGAACUGCCCCGCUCCCGACCUCAGCGGAGACCAGGCCGCCCUCAUGGAACUCUGCAAGAAGCUCCACGCCGCCAUCGACAAGAUCGACGACGCGAGGUACGACGCCGAGGCCAAAGUUGUGAAGAGCGACAAAGAGAUUGAGGAUCUGAAGAUGAAGGUGGUGGAGCUGGCCGGAGUGAAGAAACCCGCCCUGAAGAAAGUGCGUAUGUCCGCUGACGCCAUGCUGCAGGCUCUGCUGGGAGGAAAACACAAGGUGACCAUGGACCUGAGAGCCAACCUGAAGCAGGUCAAGAAGGAGGUCAAAGAGGAGUCAACAGAGGCGGUCGGCGACUGGCGUAAAAACAUUGAGGAUAAGGCCGACAGGAAGAAGAUGUUCGAAACUUCCUAAAUCCUUCCUGAAGUGGCGAGGACGACAGCAGGGGAGACGUUUCCGCCGAGGUCUGAGUGACUGAAUGUGUCUCUGUGUUCCAGCAGGACGCACAGGGACAAGAGUUUAGACACUUUAUUGUUGUUGUUUUUUGUUUUUGUGAAACCAUCGCCCCGAGAGAGACUGAGCUGAAGCAAAGUAACGUCAUCACGUACGCCGUUAAAACGUCACAUCAUUUCAAAAUGUACAGGUUUUCAUGGAGUCAUUAGAAAUAAAUGUUUUGAAAUAAGGA
Molecule: messenger RNA, 938 nt
Organism: Siniperca chuatsi (mandarin fish)
Lineage: Eukaryota; Metazoa; Chordata; Actinopteri; Centrarchiformes; Sinipercidae
Product: troponin I, fast skeletal muscle-like
Exons: 7
Coding region: 149-667 (172 amino acids)
Biological process (GO): muscle contraction
Cellular component (GO): troponin complex
Source: RefSeq, a predicted model, not a curated record